GUGGACUUACUUGCUAUCGAGUCUUCUUUAAGGUAGGUGAUUAUGUGAAGAACCGGGAGGGAGGUCGCUCUGUGCCACUCGCACACAGCUCGAAUCUCUUUCUUCCCCUGUCCAGCUUCGCCAAAGCAGACAGAGCGCUCGAGAUCAUUCGAUGGCCAGCGAGAUCUUCUCCCUCAUCGCAUCAGCGACGAGCAAGCUACAUGCCCUCGUUAGCUCAUCAAUCAUCAGCUCAGAAGAUGUCAUCCAAAAUCUGAAAGAUAUCAAAGAAUUGGUGUACGAAGCGAAGGAGCAGCAGCGGAAGAUGGGAGAUCAAUCCAUCAACCAGUGGUUGAAGCAGCUCAAAGCUGUGGCUGUUGAUGCGGAGGAUCUUGUGGAAGAGCGUCUGUACGACAUGACGCGAAUCCAAGUAGAGGAUCAUCAGAGGAACCCUAGAUCUAUUCAUCAUACUAAAGGAAAGAACGAGGCGAAGAAGGAUGGGGAGCGGGUGAUUUCCGAAAGCUCUGCCUUUUCACGUAUCAUCAGAUUCGACAUCCCUAUUAACCUUCUCGAAAGGAUCGAGAAUAUCAGAUACCUAUUUGGUGAGAUCUCAAAGGGCUGGAAACCACAGCAAGUCGGACAGGCCGGCAAAAAAAGCUUAGAUCUCACAAACCUCAAUGUAUGCCUCCAUAAAUUCCUAACAAGAGGAGAGCAGCUGUUGCCGAGAACCUCAUCUCGAUCCCGCGCGUUUACUGUAACUGAAACAGAAAAUUUCCGAGAGUUAGUAAUCCUGUUUACGGGAAUCGACUCUGACUCUUCAGUCGAGCCUACAAACAGAGAUUUGCGGAGUGCGAGAUCUCAAGUCAUCUCACCAGCAUCUUCAGAUCCAAUAAGCAGUGUUACGGACGAUUUGAUAAUGAAAAACAUGGAGUGUGUGCCAGAGGAUUGCAUUCAAGGUGACAAACAAUUUGAUACCCCAAGUUCUAGUUCCAUGGCACAUGGAACUGCAGUAUCACAGGACACCGAAGCUCUUUGUCUCCUAGAUGAUGAUGAUAAGAACUGCUUUUUUGGCUACAGUAAGGACUCAUCACUGACCAACAAGAUAUUUGGAAGGGAUCAGGACAAAGAGAACAUCAUCCAGUGGUUACUCUUCGAUGCAAGUUCCUACUCUUUUGCAUUUACAGAUGGACGCAGGAGAAGUAAGUUCUCUGUGAUCUCAAUAGUUGGAACGGCAGCUGUUGGAAAGACAACAUUAGCUAAAUUGGUAUAUGAUGAUCCAGUUGUGUGUGAACAUUUCAGCGCAAGAGGAUGGAUUCAUGUCGGCAAUGAUUCCAGUGUUGCAAGAUUAUCUAAGGCUAUAUUGAGCUCCAUAACUGGAAAAUCUUGUGAUGAAAAAGAACCAAAUGAUCUUCAAACAAUUGUGCAGAGAGAACUGGCUGGGAAAAGACUUCUUCUGGUACUGGAUGAUAUUGAAGACCUAAAUCCAAGUCUGUGGAAUACUUUGCAGGCUACCUUAUGUGGUGUCAGAAUUGUUAAGUUUAUCAUCACUUCACCGAAUGAAGGGGAUGGAAACAUGUGGAAGCUUACCAAAAUUUAUCAUUUGGAUGUCUUGCCACUAGACUUAUCCUGGGAUCUGUUCCAUGAGUGUGCAUUUCUUAGUGCUCGUGCAUUUUAUAGAGGUUACACUCCCCCCAAAACUGAAAUAGUUGACAUUGGGAAGAAGAUUGUUCAGAAGUGCAAGGGAUUGCCUUUGGCUUUGAAAACUCUUGGCAGCAUUCUCAGCUAUCAAACUAAUAAGCAGACAUGGGUUGGUGCAUUGGAGAGUACAUUAUGGGACUCAACCAAAAAUGUAAUAUUGCCAGCACUUGAAUUAAGUUACUAUCUUUUGCCUAAGUAUCUGAAACCAUGUUUCCUGUUCUGUUCAAUGUUCCCCAGAGGUUACAAGUUUGAAAAAUAUGAGUUAGUGAGAUUAUGGAUGGCAUUACAGUAUAUUGCAUCUGAGGGCAGUAAAAGAGUUGAAGAUAUUGCAUGCCGCUACUUUUACGAGUUACAGAGGAUGUCAUUCUUUGAGAAAUUCUGGGAUGGAACAUUCAUUAUGCAUGAUUUGAUAUACAAUCUUUCAGAGUUGAUGUCUGAAGGAGAAUGCAUUUCUAUUCAGGGAGACUUGGACACUAUUUCUGAUCAUGUUUGUCAUUUACAUGUGUUGAGCUGCAAGAGAACACAUAAAUCCUCCUUUCUUGAAGUAAAGAAGAACUUGCGGACUUUCUUUUGUCAAAGUUUAGAUGGUACACUGCCCAAAUUUCUGUCAAUUCCAUCAGACAUGACAAUGCAAUAUUUGAGGGCCUUGGUGUUGAAAGUCCAUGGUGACUCUGGAGACUUCACAACAAAUCAGGAAGCAACCUUGAAACAAAGCAAAGCAUCAUCAAUUAUGUAUUCAAGGUUCAUUCACCUACGCCACCUUCAAAUUUGUGAUAAGUCCAUUAUAAUCCUGCCUACAUCUGUGUGCCAACUUUAUAACCUCCAAACACUGAUUUUGAAUAAAUGCUUUAUGUUAAGAGAAUUGCCAAAAGAAUUAGGAAAUCUCUUGAAUCUGCAAUGUCUAGCAAUUUCUGAAUCUAGCAUCAAAAGGUUGCCUGAGUCUGUUUCUCAGCUGUUCAACUUAGAAUCCUUGAUAUUGGAUUACUGCAGAAACUUCACCGACCUUCCCUUCAGAAUUCAAAACCUCACCAAUCUUCAUUAUGUUGGGCUUUCUGGAACAAGUGUCGGGGGUCUGCAUGAAUCUAUUUCUGACCUACAGAAAUUGUCAAUCUUGAAGUUAAACGAUUGCAAAAUGUUUAUGGAGUUACCAAAUAGUAUUAGGUAUCUUACUAACCUCCAGUCCAUUCAAAUUACUCAUGCAAAACUCCAAAGACUUCCUGAAUCAGUUUGUCACUUGCCCAAACUUCGACUGUUAGAUCUUUCCCAUAGUAUGGUUGUAGAGUUACCGAGUGGCAUAGGUGAACUUGUUGAGUUAGGUUAUCUUGGAGUAUCCCAUACAAACAUUUGUGAUCUUCCUGAAUCAUUGUGUCAACUAUCAAGUCUACAUACUCUGAAGUUGAAUGGUUGCAGAAAUCUCUCUAACUUACCUAGUGGAAUUGGAGCAUUGAAGAACCUCCAUAACCUUAUACUCUCUGGAACAGAUAUCGAAGAAUUACCUGUAUCACUUUGUCAAUUAUGGAACUUGCAAACCCUAGAGUUAGAUGGAUGUACAAGAUUUUUCAGAAUACCCAGUCAUAUUGGAGAUCUUACUAACCUGUGCCGCAUUAAACUCUCAGAUACUGCAGUAACAGAAUUGCCUUCAUCCUUAUGUCAGCUGCCUAACUUGCAAAUGCUGGACUUGAAUGGUUGCCACAAGCUUUCUCAGUUACCCAGUGGCAUUGGGAACCUUUCAAAUCUCUAUCAACUUGAAAUUACAGAGACAAGUAUCCGGGAGUUACCUAAAUCAUUAUGUCAGCUUUCUCAGCUAAGAAAAUUGAAUCUGAAUGGUAAUAGCAAUCUUCAAGAGUUACCCAGCAAUAUUGAAAACCUUGUGAACCUUCGCCAACUUGAACUGUCUGAAGUCGGAAUUGAGGUGCUUCCCAAGAGCAUUGCACACUUGUCAAAAUUGUAUAAGUUGAGUUUUGAAUAUCAGCAGACACCUAUUGCUAGUUACCUGUGAGUAUAAAUAGUCUGAUCAUAUUUUUAGCAAGUUGUAAUUGUAUUUAUUUGCUUACUCCCCCCCCAAGUUCAUAGCAUAUUGCCUCCACCGCUGCCAUUGCCUCCUCCCCGAGUUACUAUCUUUUGCCUAAGUAUCUUAAACCACCACGUUUCCUGUUCUGUUCAAUGUUCCCAGAGGUUACAAGUUAUGAAAAAUAUGAGUUAGUGAGAUUAUGGAUGGCACAACAGUAUAUUGUAUCUGAGGGCAGUACAAGAGUUGAAGAUAUUGCAUGCCGCUACUUUUACGAGUUACAGAGGAUGCCAUUCUUUGAGAAAUCCUGGGAUGGAACCUUCAUUACGCAUGAUUUGAUAUACAAUCUUUCAGAGUUGAUAUCAGAAGGAGAAUGUGUUCCUAUUCAGGUAGACAUGGACACUAUUUCUGAUCAAGUUUGUCAUUUACAUGCAUUGAGCUGCAAGAGAACACAUAAAUCCUCCUAUCUUAUAGUAAAAAAAGAAUUUGCAGAGUUUCUUUUGCCGGAGUUUAGAUGGUACACUGCCCAAAUUUCUGUCAAUUUCAUCAGACAUGACAAUGUCAUAUUUAAGGGCCUUGGUGUUGAAAGUCCAUGGUGACUCUUGAGACUUCACAACAAAUCAGGAGGCAACCUUGAAACAAGUCAAAGCAUCAUCAAUUAUGAAUUCAAAGUUCAUUCACCUACGCCACCUUCAGAUUUGUGAUAGGUCCAUUGUAAUCCUGCCUGCAUCUGUCUGCCAACUUUAUAACCUCCAAACACUGAUUUUGAAUAAAUACUUUAUGUUAAGAGAGUUGCCAAAUGAAUUAAGCAAUCUCUUGAAUCUGCAAUGUCUAGCAAUUUCUGAAUCUAGGAUCAAAAGGUUGCCUGAAUCUGUUUCUCAGCUGUUCAACUUAGAAUCCCUGAUAUUGGAUUACUGCAGAAAAUGCCGUUAGUAUCUAGAGUUGCUUAAAUAUCCUCAAUUCGUUGAUAUCGAGCUUAGUUUUAUCGUGUUGUACUAUGUUAUUUUAUUUUGUUCAUGUCUUUUAUGUCACUGGAUGUUGUUAUGUAAAAAAAAAUGAUGAAUAGAUUUGUGUAUAAUUGGGCGAACUCUCUAUGUCUAUCCCUAUGGUGUUGUUAUACUAGUAGCUUCUUUGUAAUGGUAUUGGAAGAACUUUGUUCUGAAAUA
This is a messenger RNA of Zingiber officinale, 4848 nucleotides long. RefSeq names its product putative disease resistance RPP13-like protein 1. Gene Ontology annotation, biological process: defense response to fungus. Gene Ontology annotation, molecular function: ADP binding. The record is from RefSeq and is a predicted model, not a curated record. The coding region runs from base 152 to 3673 and encodes 1173 amino acids. The transcript has a single exon. NCBI's taxonomy places the organism in Eukaryota, Viridiplantae, Streptophyta, Magnoliopsida, Zingiberales, Zingiberaceae.